AUGCCACAAAUGAAAAGAAAGUUUGAUGAAGAAGAGUAUAGACCUAGUCUUCCAAAAUCCAAAACAAGAAAGGUAAAACUACCUGUUACAGAAAAUUUAUCCGAUGAUGAUACUUCAAGCGGUUUUCAAGGUUUAAUUCCAAAGAACGCUGUCCUAAAUAUAACUAAACCACCGUAUAAAGUGUCUCAAAACGGUAUCAUUGAUUAUUCCUCAAUAAAAUUAAAGAAUCAUCAUUCUAGUCGGCCUCUCUGGAUAAAUCCUGGUAAUGGGCAUAUAAUAUUGGAAGCGUUCUCGCCUUUUGCUGAAAAGGCACAAGAUUUUUUAAUAACAAUUAGUGAACCAGUUAGUAGACCUUCACUUAUACAUGAAUACAAAAUGACGCCAUAUUCACUUUAUGCUGCUGUUUCCGUGGGUUUAGAAACAGAAGCAAUAAUUGACACUGAUAUUCCCGAAUCUGUCGUUGAAAUGAUACGUGAAUGUACAAUUUCAUAUGGUAAAGUAAAGCUUCUGCUGAAGCAAAAUCGCUACUUUGUGGAAUCAUCACAUCCCGAAGUUUUACAAAUGCUUCUACGAGAUCGUGAGAUUGCAGAGGCUAGAAUAGAUGUUGAUGGAACAGUUCAAGAUUCUUUUAUAACUAAUAAAGCGCCAACUGGUAAAGAUUUGGCAAUUCUGGGUAAGAGUGAAGUUACCGCGGACGCAGAUAAUAAAGCCAAAGAAAAUAAUACUCAGGAUGAAGAAUUAUUAUUUAACACUAAUGUGAAAAAGAGAUGUAAUGAACUUAAUUAUCCAAUGUUGGAAGAAUAUGAUUUCCGAAAUGAUGCAACUCUUGCUCCGCUUGAAAUUGAUCUGAAGCCUAUAACAGUCAUUCGUCCAUAUCAAGAAAAAUGUUUGAGUAAAAUGUUUGGAAAUGGACGUGCAAGAUCAGGUAUCAUCGUCUUACCAUGUGGUGCUGGUAAAACCCUUGUAGGUAUAACAGCCGCAUGCACUAUUAAAAAGAGCUGCCUCGUUCUCUGCACCUCGGCGGUUUCAGUAAUGCAAUGGAAACAACAAUUUAUGCAAUGGUCAAAUAUUAAAGAAAGUCAAAUUUCUGUUUUUACUUCAGAUCAAAAAGAGAAAUUUGUAGGGCAAUCUGGUAUCGUGAUUUCUACAUACAGUAUGGUAGCUAAUACGCGAUCAAGGUCUUAUGAAGCGUCAAAAAUGAUGGAUUUUAUAACUGGACGCGAGUGGGGCUUUAUAUUGUUAGAUGAGGUCCAUGUUGUGCCUGCUAACAUGUUUCGUAGAGUUGUAACCACAAUUGCAGCUCAUACAAAGCUUGGUCUAACCGCAACUUUAGUACGUGAAGAUGAUAAAAUUCAGGAUUUGAACUUUCUGAUUGGUCCCAAAUUAUAUGAAGCCAACUGGAUGGAUUUAGCAUCUAAAGGACACAUAGCUAAUGUUCAAUGUGCUGAAGUUUGGUGUGAUAUGACACCAGAAUUCUACGCCGAAUACCUUAAAGCAACUUCAAGAAAACGCAUGUUAUUAUAUGCAAUGAAUCCAAAUAAACUCCAAGCUUGUCAAUUCUUAAUUCAGUAUCACGAAGAAAGAGGUGAUAAGGUUAUUGUGUUUUCAGAUAAUGUGUAUGCUUUAGAGAAAUAUGCUAGAUUAUUUGGUAAACCAUUCAUUCAUGGGAAAACGAAACCUCCAGAGCGAAUGUAUAUUCUUUCAAAAUUUCAACAUGAUUCCGCAACCAAUACAAUUUUUUUAUCAAAGGUUGGUGAUACUUCUAUUGACUUGCCCGAGGCAACGUGUUUAAUUCAGAUUUCAUCGCACUAUGGAUCUAGGCGUCAAGAAGCACAACGAUUAG
Molecule: messenger RNA, 1843 nt
Organism: Scutellospora calospora
Lineage: Eukaryota; Fungi; Glomeromycota; Glomeromycetes; Diversisporales; Gigasporaceae
Source: the annotation of a GenBank genome assembly